AUGGGUGAGACGGCGUGGUUCCAUUUGACCAAAGAGGAGACACUGCCCGUGUUGAGUGCCGUGGGCACGUUUGCCGUGAUUCUGCUGAUCGGGUACGUGCUCAAUUACGCCACAAGCAGUGUGACGUCGAGUGAACGUCGAGCACGAUAUGGCACCUCUGCACAGAUCGAUGAAUAUCGACCGUCACUAUUCACACGAAUUGCACGUGCCGCCAUGCGAAUGGGUGAGACGGCGUGGUUCCAUUUGACCAAAGAGGAGACACUGCCCGUGUUGAGUGCCGUGGGCACGUUUGCCGUGAUUCUGCUGAUCGGGUACGUGCUCAAUUACGCGACAAGCAAUGUGACGUCGAGUGAACGUCGAGCACGAUACAGCGCCUCUGCACAG
Molecule: messenger RNA, 384 nt
Organism: Anisakis simplex (herring worm)
Lineage: Eukaryota; Metazoa; Nematoda; Chromadorea; Rhabditida; Anisakidae
Source: the annotation of a GenBank genome assembly